Branchiostoma floridae (Florida lancelet) is the source of this 1176-nucleotide messenger RNA. Its product is annotated as steroid receptor RNA activator 1-like. Lineage: Eukaryota; Metazoa; Chordata; Leptocardii; Amphioxiformes; Branchiostomatidae. The transcript is spliced from 4 exons. The record is from RefSeq and is a predicted model, not a curated record. Bases 176 to 892 code for a protein of 238 amino acids. Gene Ontology annotation, cellular component: nucleus. Gene Ontology annotation, biological process: regulation of transcription by RNA polymerase II.
UCUAUUCUUGUUCUGUUUUUCUGCAGAUGCCCCAAGUGUACCUCCUGCAAUACCCCCACCAGGGGGAGCCCCAAUAAGGGCACCACCAAAGCUAUCAACCUCCCCACCUGACUCCAUCCUGUUCACCCCUGCAGAUGGUACAGUCCAGAGUAGUACCACUGCAGGGCCUGUCCUCAUGCCCCCUGUGACUGACACAGCCCUCCCCCCACCCCCCUCCCUCGCACCGACCUUACCUGUUAUGGUCAACGGGCCGCUCUUACUCAACCCCGAUAGCCCUCAAGUCUUAGCUACAUCUUCUGACACCACAAAGAAGACUCCCAAGAAAGCUGAGGAAUUGGUAAAGGAACGUGCAAAUAAUGAUGAUGAGAAUCUUUGUACAAGGAGUCUGGAAAGCCUAAGGAACACUUUGCAUGCAGUCAGUGCUCUUGGAGUGGAACCUCGAGUGUGUGAUGAGGUUGGUAGGAAGCUUACAAUGCUGGAGAACAUGUGGACAACUGGGAAGCUGUCUAGGCCAGUCCAGGUGUACACUGAUGUCCUGGCUUCAGCCCUAAAUGACCGUGACUGUGACUUGGCCCAUGACAUGCACCUGAAGCUCAUGUUGGACCACGUGUCUGAGGUCAGGCAGUGGAUGGUGGGGGUGAAAAGGCUGAUCCAAGAAGCGAGAAACCUCCCUCAGAAUCCAGCAGGUACUCCUGCAGCUCAGCAAACAGAACAAUGCCCAGACUCAAACAAGGAAGAAGUGGAAGAUGGUGCAAAAGUUGAUGACACAAAACUGGAGGAACUGACAAUCAGUGACCAGACAAAGAAAGAAACAGAGAACACAGACAAUGAGACAAAAAAUGUAGGAAGCUCUGAGGAAAACAAUGAUAAAACAGAGGAAGUUGUAGAUUAACAGCCUACAGCAGGAAGUACAAAAGUCUUCCCACUGUUGAGUGAUAAAAGGGUUCCUGUGCAGAAAAAUGUCUAUAGCUUAGGCCACACCAGAUUAAUUCCUUCAUUCUCAGAUAAGUAAUGCUGAACUGAAAGAUCUUGAAAAAAAGCCUGGAGCAAAAGCCUGUACCUUGGUACAGGUAGUUUCAGUGAGUGGAUGUAUUUAGAUGUAAAUGGUUUCCUUGCUGGAUUUUAACUUUUGAACAUCUGAGAACCAAGGAAAUAAGUUGAAGUGUCCUUACCAAC